AUGACAGAGGACCCAGUAACCUUUACUGAAGAGUUGACUCCUGCACGGAGUCCUGAGUCGGUCACGACGCCUGAAAAAAAACCCACUGACAAUGAGAGUAAUGUUGUGAUUCCUCAGAAGCCAGCCCUUGCGUACCUCACUGUUUGCAUAUUAUGUUUGUUUGUUGCAUUCGGUGGGUUUAUUUUCGGUUGGGACACCGGUACCAUCGCAGGGUUCAUAAAUCACACGGACUUCAAAGAGAGAUUCGCUGAGGUUGACGGGAACGGCGCGCAUAACUUCUCCGACAACAGAGUCGGGUUGAUUGUUUCCAUCUUCAACAUUGGUGCCGCUAUCGGUGGUAUUAUCUUGUCCAAGUUGGGUGACAUGUACGGUCGUCGUCUUGGUUUAAUGAUUGUCACCAUCAUCUACGUUGCCGGUAUUAUCGUUCAAAUUACCUCUAGCACUAAGUGGUACCAGUACUUUGUUGGUAGAAUCAUUGCAGGUAUGGGUGUUGGUGGUAUUGCCGUCUUGUCGCCUAUGUUGAUCUCCGAAACCUCUCCUAAGCACUUGAGAGGUAUCUUGAUCUCCAGUUACCAGUUGAUGACUACCUUGGGUAUCUUCUUGGGACAAUGCACCAACUAUGGUACCAAGAACAGCUACACCAAUGCUAUCCAAUGGAGACUUCCUCUUGGCCUGGGAUUUGCAUGGGCGUUCCUAAUGAUCUUCGGUAUGUUGUUCGUUCCAGAAUCUCCACGUUACUUGGUCGAGGUUAACAAGAUCGAAGAGGCCAAGAGAUCUUUGGCUAGAUCUAACAAGGUUCCAAUUGACGACCCUGGCAUCCUAGCCGAGUUGGACGAGAUCCGCGCUGGUGUUGAGGUCCAAAGACAGGCCGGUAGUGCCACCUUGGGAGAACUAUUCUCCACCAAGACCAAAGUCUUGCAACGUCUUGCCAUGGGUGUUAUUAUUCAAUCUUUGCAACAGUUAACCGGUAUUAACUAUUUCAUGUACUAUGGUACAACCCUUUUCAAGGCUGUUGGUUUGGAAGACUCUUUCCAAACUUCGAUCGUUUUGGGUGCCGUGAACUUCGUCGCUACCUUCGCUGCCUUCUACUUAGUCGACAGAUUCGGUAGAAGAAGAUGUCUAUUGGGUGGUGCCGCCUGGAUGGCCAUUUUCAUGAUUCCUUACGCUAGUAUUGGUACCAAGGCAUUAUAUCCAAACGGACCAGACAUGCCUUCCUCAAAGCCUGCAGGUAAUGCGAUGAUUGUUGUCACAUGUUUGUACCUCUGUGGUUUCGCCACCACCUGGGCACCACUUGCAUACGUUAUUGUUGCUGAGACCUUCCCAUUGAGAGUGAAGGCUAAGGGUAUGGCUAUCUCCACCGCAGCUAACUGGACUUGGAGUUUCUUGAUCAGUUACUUCACCCCACACAUCACCAGAGCUAUCCACUUCAGAUAUGGUUUCGUAUUUGCCGCGUGCUUAGUCUUCAGUUUCUUCUACGUCUUCUUCUUCGUGCCAGAGACUAAGGGUAUCACCUUGGAGGAAGUCGAAGAGAUGUGGCAAGAAGGUAUCCCACCAUGGACCUCCAGCUCUUGGGUUUCCGCAUCCAAGAGAGACGAAAACUAUGCCGAGGAAGCCAUUGACCGUGCUAAGAAGCCUUGGUACAAGAACUUCUGA
Eremothecium sinecaudum is the source of this 1653-nucleotide messenger RNA. Its product is annotated as sugar porter family MFS transporter. The coding region runs from base 1 to 1653 and encodes 550 amino acids. NCBI's taxonomy places the organism in Eukaryota, Fungi, Ascomycota, Saccharomycetes, Saccharomycetales, Saccharomycetaceae. Gene Ontology annotation, molecular function: carbohydrate:proton symporter activity. Gene Ontology annotation, cellular component: plasma membrane. The record is from RefSeq and is a predicted model, not a curated record. Gene Ontology annotation, biological process: carbohydrate transport; transmembrane transport. The transcript has a single exon.